Messenger RNA from Endocarpon pusillum Z07020, 5034 nucleotides. RefSeq lists its product as uncharacterized. Gene Ontology annotation, biological process: regulation of GTPase activity; regulation of actin cytoskeleton organization. Gene Ontology annotation, molecular function: GTPase activator activity; protein binding. The transcript is spliced from 3 exons. Bases 1 to 5034 code for a protein of 1677 amino acids. The record is from RefSeq and is a predicted model, not a curated record. Gene Ontology annotation, cellular component: cytoplasm. Lineage: Eukaryota; Fungi; Ascomycota; Eurotiomycetes; Verrucariales; Verrucariaceae.
AUGUCGCUACACAGCUUAAGGCGAGCGCAGUUCGAGAACAACUCUGCUUCGGCGAACCCGCUGCGCCAGAGUUCAAUUGCCUCUACAAGUUCAUCCGCAUACUCAUACAAUUCCAACCCAUCGAUCCCAACUCGUACGAGUACGAUGACCUCAGCAGCUUCUAGUACUUAUUUACAGGAACGAGCGGGACAUAAGAGGGGUAUCAGUGAAGCAACCGGCGUUGCAUCCAGAUAUACUGAUCGCAGCAGUGUCGAGCGCAGCCCCGAUCAUUUCUACAGCCAUGCUCGACAGUCGCUGAGGCCCCUACCACAAGCCCCGGCGGCGUCGCCUCCUGCAAAACGACACAGCCCCAAUCAUGUGCGCCAGGAAACGGAUAGAUAUUCUCAACACCAGCAAGAGGAUCCAUUCGUCUCAGACAAAAUCCGCCGCCCAAUACCGGACGGACGACUCGAAAAGGCGCACAUUCACCAUGCACAUUCCAACCCGCACUCUUCAGCGUUCGUCACUCCUGAUUUUCAAGAGCUCCAAAAGUCCUCCACCGGCCACCUGAGGGCUCUCUCGAAAUUUGCCCAGAGCGAUCAAAGUGAAGACUUUUCAAUCACUACACCAGCACCUUCUGUGGUUGGCCUCCACAACCGCAGGCAGCUGAAACGAACAGACUCUACCGCCGGGGGAAAGCCGCAGAAGGGGCGCGGAGGAGAGAGAAAUUAUGGAUGGGCAGAAAGAAAUUGGAUGGACAAGCAGAGGCAAUUUUUGCAAGCUUAUGAAUACCUUUGCCACAUUGGUGAGGCCAAAGAGUGGAUCGAGGAUGUGAUCCACAAACCAAUUCCACCCAUCGUCCAGCUUGAAGAAGCUCUCAGAGAUGGAGUGACCUUGGCUGAGAUAGUGCAAGCAGUUUAUCCACAACAACGGCUGCGGAUAUUUCGACACCAGAAGCUUCAGUUCAGGCAUUCUGAUAACAUUGCAUUAUUUUUCCGCUUCCUAGAGGACGUUGAACUCCCAGACCUAUUUCGCUUCGAACUAAUCGAUCUGUAUGAGAAAAAGAACAUCCCCAAGGUCAUAUAUUGUAUUCACGCUCUUUCUUGGUUAUUGUACAGGAAGGGAAUAGUCGAUUUUCGCAUCGGCAAUCUCGUCGGCCAGCUCGAAUUUGAUCACCAUGAUCUCGAACAAACGCAGAAAGGCCUCGACAAGGCUGGAGUCAACAUGCCCAGCUUUGCAGGAAUGGGUGCAAGCUUCGGAGCAGAACCUGAGCCUCCGCCCGAACCUGAGCCGGUCGAAUCCGAAGACGACCGAGUAGACCGCGAGUUGAAGGAGCACGAAGCUAUUAUUCUUGACUUUCAGACCCAGGCCAAAGGUGCACUGCUCCGGAUGAAGCUGGGUGACAGGAUGGCCCAGCUCUGGGAGGCCGAGACUAUGUUGAUUGACCUUCAAGCCAGGAUCCGUGGGGACUGGGCCAGGCAAAUCAUUGGCUAUCGGCUAAGUAUGCAGAGAUUUGCCGUCACUCUACAGUCCACCGUGCGUGGUUACUUGGCACGCUCAAGAGGCCUGAAAAGAGAGAGGUGGUGGAAAAGCAAAGAGAGAGAGGUUUUGGCACUGCAAAGUCUCGCACGAGCUCGGAGGACAAGAGCUGACAUAAAGAACCUCAAAACGCAGGCGAGAAGAGAAGACUCAGGCAUUCGACUUUUCCAAGCAGCAAUCCGUGGUGCACUCGCAAGAAGAGAGGUAUGCAAUCAAUAUGAAGCAACCAAAGAAGCUGAAAGCGUUGUGGAAGACCUUCAGUCUGUGGUAAGAGGUAUGCUCACCCGCCAUGAUCUUCGAAAGCAGGACCUGAUUCUUGCGCAACAUGCUUGGAGCGUUGGCGAGCUUCAAGCUGUGAUCAGAGGUAUGCUGGUGCGCCAGAAUCUUCAGAGGAGAGUUCGGGUACUUGAACAACACGGUCGAAGCGUCGCUCUUUUACAAGCUGCGGCACGUGCACUUCUGGAGCGUCGCACUCAGAGCCAGCUGCAAGGGAAAUUGCUCUCCAUGUCCUCCCUAUGGACUACUCUACAAGCCAUCAUACGAGGUAAUGGUACAAGGACUCGUUUCGCGCAGAUCAAAGCUGAGCUCCGGCACCAUUCCUCUACCAUCUGUCAUGUGCAGGCAUACAUACGAGGCGCAAUCGCCCGGGAGGAAUGCAAUGCAUUACGACUUGCCUUAUUUAAGCAAUUGCCAACAAUUCUGCAAGUACAGUCCCAGAUGCGUGGCUCGCUGCUCCGCCGAAAGGUUGUACAAGACCAAGAAGCACUUCAAGCAGAAGCAGCUGUGAUUACUCGUCUACAGAGCCUUGGCCGAGGUGCUAUCGAGCGACAGCGAGUGGGGGGGCUCCUCAAUCAACUGGAUCUCACCGAAGCUGAGACUGUCCUUCUGCAAGGCCUGAUCCGGGCUAUGUUCUUGCGCGGCCAGGUUGGAGACGUCCUUGCUGAGCUCGAAUCUCAUGAAGUCACGAUUAUCGACCUCCAGUCCGCCAUUCGUGCAAGCAUAGUUCGUUCGCGUUAUGAGGAGAAGAAGCGAUUCUUCAAAGAGAACAUGGAGAAGGUGGUCAAGAUCCAAAGCAUAGUCCGAGCAAAGAUCCAGGGCGGAGCUUACAAGAGUUUGACAAAUGGGAAAAAUCCUCCUGUCGGAACCCUGAAAGGGUUUGUGCACUUGCUAAAUGAUAGUGAUUUUGAUUUUGAUGAAGAGGUCGAGUUCGAGAGACUUCGUAAGACUGUAGUCCAACACGUUCGGCAAAACGAAUUGGCAGAUCAAUAUAUCACUCAGCUUGACAUCAAGAUCGCGCUUUUGGUCAAGAACAAGAUCACCCUUGAUGAAGUUGUGAAGCAUCAGCGGCAUUUUGGCGGCCACGUGGGAACGCUAUUGCCCAAUAGUGACAUGUCAUCCAAGGAUCCAUUCGACUUGAAGGCCCUGAACAAGGCCUCAAGGAGAAAGCUGGAGCAUUACCAAGAAUUAUUCUUCCUUCUUCAAACACAACCUCAGUACCUCGCACGACUGUUUCGCAGGAUCCGCGAACACGCAACCGCGGACAAAGAAUGCGAGCGGAUCAAGCAUCUGAUGAUGGGUCUUUUCGGCUAUGCUCAAAAACGGCGUGAAGAGUACUAUCUAGUGAAAUUGAUCGUGCGGUCUCUGAAAGAAGAAGUCGACAACGCUCAUUCGAUGCAGGAUUAUCUGCGAUCGAACGCUUUCUGGAACAGAAUGUUCGGAGCAUACAUCAAGUCGCCUCGCGAUCGAAAGUUCAUGCGAGACGUCCUCGGUGGAAUCAUCAAAGAGAAUUUCAUCGACAACCGACAGCUUGAUCUCGAAAGCGACCCAAUGCAAAUCUACCUGUCUGCCAUCAACAACGAAGAGCUGAGAACCGGGAAACGAAGUCCAAGAAGUCCAAACGUCCCCAGGGAAGAGGCAAUUCGAGAUCCUGAAACUAGGGCAACUUUCAUUCACCACAUGCAAGACCUUCGCGACAUUACCGACCAAUUUUUCGUGUGUUUAGAGGACUUACUUCAUCGUAUGCCCUUCGGAGUGCGGUUUAUCGCGCAGCAGACUCAUGAGUGUCUAUUGGCUCGUUUUCAGGAGGAAGAGCCAGGUCAUAUCCUUCAGAUUGUUGGCCAGUGGAUGUGGAGGAAUUAUCUGCAACCUGCGCUUACAGAACCAGAGAAGUAUGGUGUUGUCGACCGUGGUCUCACACAAGAGCAGAAGCGGAAUAUCGGGGAAGUCGCAAAAGUCCUUGGUCAGGCAGCCUCUGGAAAGGAGUUUGGCGGAGACAAUGUCUAUCUACAGCCUCUCAACACCUACAUCAGAGAAGCAAUGUACCGCUUCGGUGAGAUCUGGAGUCAUGUCAUUUCCGUGCCUCCAGCUGAGGAGCACUAUGACAUUGACGAAUUCAAUGAUCUCUACGCCAAAACGAAGCCCACACUGUACAUCAAAAUGGCUGACAUCUUCUCCAUUCACCAACUGAUCACAACAGAGUUGCCGCAUGUGUGCCCAGCUCAAGAUGACGUUCUCCGAGACGUGAUACGAGAGCUAGGCAGUGUGAAGAGCAACGAGAAUGAGUUGUUGAGCGUGUCAUCAAAUGAGAUUAGCCUAACUUUGAACCCGAAACUUCACAACGCCGAAGAUCCAGAUGCUGAGAUCAAAGCACUCUUCACAGAGACGAAACGGUGUGUCUUGUACAUAAUUCGUGUUCAAGCCGGCACCAAUCUUCUUGACAUCCUUGUCAAACCAGUGACAGCAGAAGACAUAGAUCGAUGGGAGACCCUUGUCAGAGAGGAACUCCGAACUGACGGCAGAAAACGUGAAGCGUAUUCCGAGGCAAACACCCACGUUGACAUUAGCUCCCUAAGCUAUGUUGACUUGAAACGCAUCGCCCUCGAAAAUGUCCUCCAGUUAGAAGAUGUUGGAAAGUUAACUCGACGCAACCAUUAUCAGGAUCUGCUGAACGCAAUAGCAGUGGACAUCAGGACCAAACAUCGAAGAAGAAUCCAAAGGCAGCGUGAAUUGGAAGGAGUGCGCACCACCUUGGCGCGGCUCAAUGAACAGGCGGUAUACUUGGAGCAACAACUGAAGACAUACAAUGACUAUAUCGAGCAAGCCAUGGUAACGCUGCAGAGCAAGAAGGGCAAGAAACGAUUCAUCAUGCCUUUUACCAAACAAUGGGAUCACGAACGCGAACUGCAGCGCACCGGCCGCUCAUUCAAGUUUGGCAGCUACAAGUACUCUGCACGCAACCUGGCAGACAAGGGCGUUCUGGUCCAUUGGAGGGGAUACAUGGAGCGGCAGUGGGAUCGAGUCGACCUGACCAUCUCCAGCAAUGAAGUCGGCGUCUUCACCAUCGACGGUAGCAGCGGGAACAUGAUGGUCCCGGGUGCCAACGCUCAAGUACCGCUGGACGAUCUGCUGCAGGCCCAGUUCAACAACACCCAGUUCAUGGACUUUUUCGAGGGCUCGCUUCGAGUUAACGUCAACCUCUUCUUGCAUUUGAUCAUGAAGAAAUUCUACAAUGAGUGA